AGGAGGGAAGACGACGGAGAAUGAGGAGAGGGAUUCCCUUCCACACUCCAAGCGCGGCUCCGGCACUUCAGCGCGCCCUUGCCCCAGCGCGCACACGAGCAGCGGUUCCUCUUUUUCUGGUGUUUCUGCUUUAAUUCAAGGGGUAUUCUGCAGCGUCUCUCCAGUUUUCCCCGAGUUUCCGCGGUGCGCGGCUCCAUCCCGUGAAAAUGCCGGAGCUCAUCUCAGUAAGCGACUUCAUCGCUGAGGCGCAGGAAGACUACAGCUCCCCGACCACCUCGGCGUUCACAACCAAAAUGGCAAGUUGCCGGAACACGGCUAACGGCAUCGAGGAGGCUCUAGAUCUUGAUAGAGUAGUUCUGCAAAAAAUGAAGAAGGCGGCCAAAGCUCAGUAUGUCUCAGGUCAAGAUCACAUUUCCCAUCUGGAAAACUACAUUGCCUCAAUGGAGAGGCUUGCACAGAAUUUUAGAAAUAAUGGAGAAUAUGAACUUGCAACUGCCUUUAACAAGUUUGCAGAAUUUUCAAAGGAGCCUCUGACACCAAUGAAGAAUCUGUUGCAGAGUCUCUUUCACAACAUAAACUUCUUUCUGGAUUCCCUAGUAAAAGGCGACUUAAAGGAUGUCAAAGGGGAUCUUAAGAAGCCCUUUGAUAAAGCCUGGAAAGAUUAUGAAAAUAAAUUCACCAAAAUUGAGAAGGAGAAGCGGGAACUGGCGAAACAGUAUGGAAUGGUCAGGACCGAGGUGAGUGGCGGGGAAAUUGCUGAAGAGCUGGAGAAGGAGCGGCGCAUGUUUCAGCUGCAGAUGUGUGAGUAUUUAAUCAAAGUGAAUGAAAUCAAGACCAAGAAAGGUGUGGAUCUGCUGCAGAAUCUCAUCAAGCACUACCACUCCCAGUACAAUUAUUUCCAGGAGUGCUUGACAACGACUGAAAAAUUGAAGCAGUAUAUUGAAGCACUGACCACUGAGCUUGCUGGUAUUAAGCAACGGCAAGAUGAGGAGAAGAAGCAAUUGUGUUUGCUACGAGACCUACUAAAGCCAAGCCUUCAGCUUGAGCAGAAAGAGGACUCUUUAAAUCGGCAAACUGUGUACAGUAUGCAUCAGCUUCAGGCCAACAAGCAGUACGGCACUGAAAAGUCUGGGUACUUAUACAAGAAGAGUGAUGGAUUAAGGAAGGUAUGGCAAAAGCGCAAGUGUACCAUUCAGAACUGCUACCUGACCAUUGCACAUGGCACACCUAACAGACCUCCAACCAAGCUGAAUCUGCUGACCUGCCAAGUGAAGCCAAGUUUAGAGGACAAGAAAUGUUUUGAUCUCAUCUCACACAACCGAACAUACCACUUCUUGGCAGAUGAUGAGCUGGAGUGCACAGCGUGGAUAUCAGUUUUGACCAACAGUAAGCAAGAAGCCCUGAAUGUUGCACUUGAUGAUAAGCCGUCUUGUGGGGAAAACAGCAUUGGAGAUUUAACAAAAGCUGUUAUUGAUGAUAUCCGCCGUAUGCCUGGCAACAACAUGUGCUGUGACUGCGGAGCACCAGAUCCAAUGUGGCUCUCAACCAACCUGGGCAUCCUGACAUGCAUUGAGUGCUCUGGUAUCCACCGCAAGAUGGGUGUUCACCACUCCCGCAUACAGUCAUUAGCAUUGGAUAAGUUGGGCACAUCAGAGUUACUGGUAGCUAAGAAUGUUGGGAAUACUGGUUUUAACGAGAUUAUGGAGGCUGGUCUUAAGAACCCUGCUGCCAAGCCAUCAGCAGACAGUGAUAUGAAUGUGCGGAAAGACUUCAUCAUUACCAAAUAUGUUGAAAAGAAGUUUGCUCGCCGUACAGGGAGCUCACCGAUAGUGCUUCUCAGGAACUUGCAGGAUGCUGUGACCUCAAAGGAUAUAUUUGCACUAUUGCGAGUAUAUGCAGAGAACUUAGACCUGAGUGAUUCUCUGCCUUUAAUAAUACAGGAGCAAGGAGAAGCUGCCCUCCACAUUGCUGUUCUCUUGUCUGACCGCACCUCCCUCCACAUGGUAGACUUUCUGGUACACAACAGUAAUAAUCUUGACAAGCAAACGGUUCGAGGGAACACUGCUUUGCACUACUGCUGCCAGCACAACAACACAGAGUGCCUUAAAUUACUUCUACGUGCAAAGGCCAACACACAUAUCAAAAAUGAAAAUGGUGAGACAGCACUGGACAUUGCCCGGCGGCUGAGGCACACGCAUUGUGAGGAGUUGGUCAGUCAGGCACAGUGUAACCAGUUCAACAUGCAUGUCAAUGUGGAAUAUGAGUGGAGGCUGAGGCAGGAGGAUGUUUAUGAAAGUGAUGAUGAUUUGGAUGAAAAGGACCGUUCCUGCCGCCCUAUCAGCCUUUAUCAAGCUCCCUGCACACCGCCUCAGACCUGUAGUACUGGCCAGAUCACCGUGGGACGGCGCUUGGCAGCCCUACACAAGGACACCAUGCGAGACAUCUAUGCCACACCUAACAAAUUUAGCCGUAGUCUAGAUAGCCCUCAGACCACCAGUCCUCCGUAUUUUGCACCACCACUUCCUCCUAGAGUACGAGCCCCAAACAUUCCCCCACCUCCUCCUCCUAGCAGCAGCCCCCAGACACCGGAUUAUGACAGUGUAACCAUAACUAAGAAGAACCUUCCUCCUCCACUGGUCAUAAGGCACAAGCGUACCUUGUCAGAACCAACGCCUCAGGUGCCUCACAGCCCCCUGAGCCAGCGACAUGUAUCUGUUGAUCAUGGGUUGCCAGUACAUUCUAGGGGAUUUGGAGGUCCUGAAAAUUUGUACCAGAAACCCAGCUUGGGCUCUCCUAAAUAUACAACAACUCCACUCAACUCCUUGCCUGAACUGCCAGAGAAAGGUGUUCAGAAUUGGACAGAUGCUCCUUCCCACAAUAUUUACCAGACCCCAGUGCCCAGCUGUAAAUCCUCUCUACCAAAUUCCCCAUCUUCUAAGUUCUCAAUGUUUGAUGGGGUUGACCUUGUUGAAGUUACACCAGGAACAGCUCCCUACCCACUGCCUAGGAAAAACACGGGAAAGCCAAAGCUCCGAAGAGUGAAGGCUAUUUAUGACUGUAUUGCUGACCAUAGUGAUGAAUUAACAUUCAAGGAGGGAGAAGUCAUUGUGGUCACUGCAGAAGAGGAUGCAGACUGGUGGAUGGGCUACAUUGAAGCAGAGCCAUACAAGAGAGGCCUCUUCCCAGCAUCCUUCGUACAUAUCCUCUCAGAUUAAAGAUCUGGAAGACACUGCUGCUUGGUGGUUAAAGGUCACAGCUGAAACAUAGCUGCUGAAGCAAUCUAAAAAGGAGUGGACCCUCCCGGAGUGGAAGUCGACAAGUGACAAUGUGUUUUGAUAUAAACCAGCGCCAAAGUGGCUGUUCUUGCAUGCUUUCCGCUCCAGCCUGGAAAGGAGAGUUCAAUUGAAAACAGGGAAUGGAUGAGACACCAGAAAUGCCCCUGUCCCCCACGCUCUACUCCUUCAUCUUACUUUCCAUUCCUUCUGCUUUCAACAGGAAUAGCUCGCUCUUCCCACCCCAGCUGUUUCUGAUGAAAUGGCACAGAAAAGAACGUUUUUGUGCAAAUUUGUAGUCGAGAGUUUCAGACUCUGAGACGCACUUCUCGGGCACACUGGAGAGCCAGGUUGCGGUGGUUAAUUUAGCUGGAGAGCUACUUUCAUAAAUCUUGCAUACUGUAACACCUCGAAAUUGCCUUUAAUUAAGCCAGACUUUUAGUUGUCACUAAUUAAUGUAUUCUUUAUUUGUGUCCACCGAUAUUUGGGGCACAAAUUUGCAAAUAUAUUGUCUGUCAGUAAAGCUGGUUUGCAUGCCUGAAGGUUGCCGGACAUAUGUCGCAUUCUGCACAGUUAUUAUGCGACCGGUGUUACAGAUUGGACAAUAAAUAGCAAGUCGGAGCAGUGGUUCAUACUGCGGCUGGUAACCUAGAAGCACAAUAAAUAUCGCAUUUAUAGAUUUCAAAGCCAAGCACAUCCUGCGGCAGUGUUUCCAGACUAAUCAAAGCGCCAUCCUUCCCUUAGUAAGUGUUUACAGGUCAGCCAUUGUACAUGUUGAUAGGUGUGUAUCUGUAACUUCUGUUUUGAAUGGCCGCUGCAUUACCUCAGGUUCAAACUCUGAAGCCCCACUCUGAUCAGGAGUGCGUCUUCAAUGAAGAUUUAGCACGUUCUUCUGGUAUUUAUGUGGGUUUCCUUCCGGGGCAUUUAGAGAGACUUCUUGACAGAUUUAAUGGAUGGCAAUGCAUGCCUGUGAGUGUCUCUGUGUACGUUUGAGUGAGCCGAUGAUGGGAUUAUGUGAGGCCAGGAAGAUCUUCUGUUAAAUGAGCAACUUGAUUCGUGUCUGACUGUCUUAGCUGCUCCUCCACAGCAACUGAGUUGAGUCAGUUGAGACCAGUAGUCUUCAUCAGAAGGGUACCUUGUGUCUCUUGUCACUUCAUCAGGCUCCUGAUCGACACUUUCUGUUGCCCCGUGGUAUAUGUUUGACUUUUCCAGGUAUUCAGAUAGUAGUUUUCAGCUCCAUGCAGUAAUUUUACUUUGCAAAAUAGUAUUGCUUUUCUUUCUUAAAUGUUUUAUCUUCGUUUGUGUUAAAUUAUGAAGUUCUGCUCAUUCAGUCACAACCAAGCCUUUUCAGUAUUAAAUGAAAACAGUAUAAAAACAGUUCAACCUAAAUAAAAAAAGUUAAAGUCUAAGAAUAUGUUGUGCAUAGUGUGGUGAACGUCUGCACAUUCACUUCACAGGUGAGUGAGGUGAUCUGAAUUGUCAUGUUAACCUAAGUGGAAAGUUCUGUUUUUAAUGGAGAAGUGAGCCUCUGAUAACAGAACUGGUUCCAGUAAAAGCCACAGCAGGAAUGGGAUCUGACAGGCUGCCCGCUGGAAUACGCCAGUCCUCGGCCUACCAGAUUGGUUUACUGGCACCAUGUUGAGUGCUAAUGUUGCUAUUAGUUGGAUUGUUGGGCACACUGCAUGGCACUGGGUGAUUAUUUCAGAGAUUCGAGCAGCAUGGCCGGCCUUAGCUAAAACACUCCUCCAUUGUGUAAGAAGUGGAAUAUGUGGAGACCUGGCCAAGCCUGCUUAAAUGAGGCAGGACAGGAGCACGUGAGGCCGGCUCUGCUUGAAUUACAAGGCCAUCAGCUAGUGGUUGAGUGUCCAGGGCAAACCCUGGGUAGGAGAGAUGGUUUCGACAUGUUGAGGCCUUUUCAUCCAAGACAAAAAUGAACCCUUCGGAUGUUGAGGGCAGUUAAUGUGUGUUACUGUGCCCUUCGUAGAUGUCUGAUGAAGUGACCAAGCAGUGGCCGUGUGCGCCAAACUGAGUGCCCGAAACUCUACUGGUCGCUUGAUUGCUGCAAGAGCUUAUCUCCAGCUUUCAGAUGUCCUCACACUGUGGCUGGGCAGGAAACCAGAGGUAAAAUGGCUGCUGUCUUCAGCACUCGCCGGACGGGGGAAGAGGUCGCCCUGCAGUGGAGUGGCACAGUAUUACUUACGUGGGUUUCUUUACUUGGCGGCUCCCUGGUUUGAAGCCAAGGCGUUCACUUGUUUAGUAAUUGCAAUUGUACUGCAAGAUGAAUUUGUUGUGAUGUUUUGUUGAAUUGAUGGCAAGGAAUUGUUGUGUGCCGUGUUGUGCAAUACAAAAAGAGGAAAGAAUACUAUUUUGCACAAAGACUUUGCUUUGGUUUCUAAAUGCACCAUUUUUUUUAUUUUUGUACCAAUCCUGUUUUCUUUGAAGGACAUAAUGCUAACUUCGGAUUAUGUAAUAUCACUUUUAGCUGUGUUUUUAUAUCUGAUGUUAUGUAUAAUCAACGUUCCAGACAUUUUUUGUUUGUGUUUGUUUUUAUUUUUAAAG
This is a messenger RNA of Polypterus senegalus (gray bichir), 5831 nucleotides long. Its product is annotated as un-named sa1614. Gene Ontology annotation, cellular component: cytoplasm. Gene Ontology annotation, biological process: positive regulation of GTPase activity. The record is from RefSeq and is a predicted model, not a curated record. The transcript is spliced from 28 exons. Gene Ontology annotation, molecular function: protein binding; GTPase activator activity. The coding region runs from base 207 to 3215 and encodes 1002 amino acids. Lineage: Eukaryota; Metazoa; Chordata; Cladistia; Polypteriformes; Polypteridae.